This is a messenger RNA of Didymosphaeria variabile, 618 nucleotides long. RefSeq names its product Ras- protein rsr1. Lineage: Eukaryota; Fungi; Ascomycota; Dothideomycetes; Pleosporales; Didymosphaeriaceae. Bases 1 to 618 code for a protein of 205 amino acids. The record is from RefSeq and is a predicted model, not a curated record. Gene Ontology annotation, molecular function: GDP binding; GTPase activity; GTP binding. Gene Ontology annotation, biological process: signal transduction. Gene Ontology annotation, cellular component: plasma membrane. The transcript has 4 exons.
AUGAGUCAACGAGAAUAUCAUAUAGUAGUUUUGGGGUCUGGUGGUGUAGGCAAAAGUUGCCUUACUGCACAAUUCGUACAGAACGUGUGGAUCGAAAGCUAUGAUCCUACAAUUGAGGACUCGUAUCGAAAAGCGAUCGAAGUUGAUGGUCGACAUGUUAUUCUGGAAAUCCUCGACACUGCCGGAACAGAACAAUUUACGGCGAUGAGAGAGUUAUACAUGAAAACGGGACAAGGAUUCCUCCUGGUGUUUUCUAUAACUAGCAUGUCGUCGCUAUACGAACUUCAAGAGCUACGUGAACAAAUUCGGCGCAUCAAAGAGGACGACAAUGUUCCCAUGGUCUUGGUAGGCAACAAAUCCGAUCUUGAAGACGACCGAGCGGUUCCAAGAGCGCGAGCGUUCAAAUUAUCACAAGAAUGGGGUGGUGUACCUUAUUACGAAGCCAGCGCUCGCCGCCGAGCGAAUGUUGACGAAGUCUUUGUGGAUUUGUGCCGCCAAAUCAUACACAAGGAUCGCGAUCAGAGGGAAGCACUCGAACGCCGGGGAACGCGUCGACCACAAGGACGAGGCGACCGGCGAACCAGACGAAAUCACAGGCCAAGGUGCACCAUACUCUGA